Molecule: messenger RNA, 390 nt
Organism: Acanthocheilonema viteae
Lineage: Eukaryota; Metazoa; Nematoda; Chromadorea; Rhabditida; Onchocercidae
Source: the annotation of a GenBank genome assembly
AUGAAUUUUGAAUUGAGCAGCACGAAACAAAUUGGUAUUGGAUUGACAUUAUUCGGUGUUACAUUCUUCACACUUGGUAUUAUUCUUUUUCUGGAUGGAGCAUUGCUCGCUAUUGGAAAUCGGGUUAGUAUUGGUAAUAGGAAUCCAGCGGACAAUGGCAUUCUUUUUUCAAAGGCACAAGGUCAAGGCAUCUUCAUUAUUUUUCGGCGGGAUAAUUGUUGUAUUAUUUGGUUGGCCGUUGUUGGGAAUCGUUGCCGAAAUUUGGGUGGUUUUUUGCCGGUUGCCACAAAUUUUCUUCGUCAAGUUCCUAUUAUUGGUAGUGUUUUAUGCUUACCAGGAAUAUCACAGAUUUUGGAUCGUUUAGCACCUGAAAAUCGAUAUCCAGUUUAG